AUGGUUGCCAUAACAUCUAAGAAAAAGGUCAGUAGUUCUCACAUUCCAUAUGAACUCGCUUUAUGUAUACUUUUUAAAUUGCCUCUUAAACCGCUAAAGCGAUUCACAUGUGUUCAAAAAUCAUGGUCUCUUUUAUUUCAAAACUCUCAAUUCAUGAACAUGUUCCACACAAAUUUCUUCAAAUCCAAAACUAAUGAGGAUUCUCAAAACACCUCGCUUCUCAUACAUUUUGCAAAUUUUGUAAAGGGUAAAAUACCCGUCGACGAGUUAUUGUCUAAGCUUUCCGGUGAUAGGUUUGAGGAUAUGGUUAUAAUAGAUUGGCCACCUCCUUUUGCAGAGGAUCAUAUAUAUAUGGAAAUGUUAGGUUCUUCCAGUGUUAAUGGCGUUAUUUGUCUCUACCAAGAUCGUGGCCAUGAAUCACCAAUUGUAUUAUGGAACCCUGCUACCACAGAAUUCAAGGUCAUUCCUCCUAGCUUUCAAGUAUAUAAUGAGAACAUUGAGUUUAACCCUCCUCCUAGUGCAUUUGGUUAUGAUUAUGUUACAGAUGACUACAAAGUGCUUCGGGAUGUUAUUUUACCUGAAGACUCUCCCUAUAAAUUUUCUAAAGAUCCGUGGUUGUUUUUGCCUGAGAAGGAUAGUCCUUUUUGGGAGCUUUUAAUGAAUGACGAUGACAUCUUUUGGUUGGAGGUAGAGUCCAAAUAUAUUUACGCCGACCCUUUUUGGGAGAUAUAUAGCCUAAAAAAUAACAAUUGGAGGAAACUCAAUGACAUUGAUAUGCCAUUGGUAUCGGGUUCUCGAGUAAACUCAAAUGAAUUGUGUCAUUUUUUGGGGUUUGAAGAUAAAAUGUUUUCAUUUGACUUUAGCAAUGAGAAGUUCAUUCUAACAGUUUUACCCUCAGAUUCAAAUUUCAAGUUUCAUGAUGAUAAUUACAAACACCUCCUGAUAUUAAAUGAGUCAGUUGUUUUCGCUUGUUAUGAUGGCAAAAAUGAUUAUCAUAUAUGGGUUUUGGGUAAACUUGGUGUAAAAGAAUCAUGGACUAAACUCUUAAAUAUAGGACCUGCAAAUGACCUUGGAUAUCCUAUUGGAGCAUGGAAGAACCACAUAUUCUUCUCCCAUGGUCAUAACAUAGUCCGGUAUAAUUUAAGUACCCAAAAAUUUGAGAAAUUUGAACUUUAUGUAUGGAAAGUUAUCAGUUAUAAGGAAGUUCUUCGUUCUAUAGAAGGAAUGAAAAAUUAA
Molecule: messenger RNA, 1236 nt
Organism: Vicia villosa (hairy vetch)
Lineage: Eukaryota; Viridiplantae; Streptophyta; Magnoliopsida; Fabales; Fabaceae
Product: F-box/kelch-repeat protein At3g06240-like
Exons: 1
Coding region: 1-1236 (411 amino acids)
Molecular function (GO): protein binding
Source: RefSeq, a predicted model, not a curated record